UGUGGCCGUUUUGCUCCGGAUUACUUUUUAUCGCUUUCAUUUUGCAGUGAAUUUCAAUUUAUGUGAUUAAUUAGCGGGAAGCAAAAAAUCAUUGUGUGUUUGGCAUUAAUAAAAUAAAAACAAAAUCACGCAUCGAGAUAAUUAAUACUCGUAUUUGUUCAAAGCAAUUAAUCGGCGUGCAGCACAUUAAAAGACAUUAAAAUAUGCAUGCUGUACAUUAUUUGUGUUGCUCGCCAUGGCGAAUGUGUUGAAUAAUAAAUUUAAAUUUUGGCCUUCUUUGGUUGAGUUUUUUAUGGCAAUAAUUUUUCGUUUAUGAUACGUUGUUGUUAAUAUACUACAUACAAGGUUUAAUAUUUACACCCAGAAGGAAGCGUCAGAGACCCUAUAAAGUAUAUAUGUAUAUAUAAAUGAUCAGUAUGCUGAGCUGAGUCGAUUUAGCCACGUCCGUCUGUCUGUCUGUCUGUCCAUAUGUAUAUAUACGAACUAGUCCCUCAGUUUUUAAGAUAUCGUUUUGAAAUUUUGCAAACGUCAUUUUCUCUUCAAGAAGCUGCUCAUUUGUCGGAACCGUCGAUAUUGGACCACUAUAACAUAUAGCUGCCAUACAAACUGAACGAUCGGAAAAAGUGCUUGUAUGGAAAACUUUCACAUUUGACAAUGUAUCUUCACAACUUGGCACAGGAUAAUAAUGUAAUAUACGAAGAAAUUGUUCAGAUCGGUUAACUAUAGCAUAUAGCUGCCAUACAAACUGAACGAUCGGAAAAAAGUUCUUGUAUGGAAAACUUUCACAUUUGACAAGAUAUACUCACGAAAUUUGAUAUAGAUUAUUUCCUAAGGCAACAAUGUAAUCUCCGAAGAAAUUGUUCAGAUCGGCUUACUAUAGCAUAUAGCUGCCAUACAAUCCGAACGAUCGGAAUCAAGGGCUUGUAUGGAAAACUUUCGCAUUUGACGUGGUAUCUUCACGAAAUUUGACAUGAAUUACUGCUUAAUUUCCGAAGAAAUUGUUCAGAUCGAAUUACUAUAAAUGCACGUGUGAAGGGUAUAUUAGCUUCGGUGCAGCCGAAAUUAACGUUUUUUCUUGUUUUCAUUUGUUUCAGUUAAAUGAAUAAAAACAAAAAGAUGGCAAGUUCUUUAAAAAUAUUUAUAAUAGCCUUCUUAAAACUUUUUAGUUUUGAAAAUUAGCUUUUUUCGAAACAAAUUUCCAACAGGUCCAACAUCGAUUAAACUUCCAUUUUGAUGGGGCCCUGCCUGAAGUUUCACAAUCAAUUUUUUUGUAUGAAAAUUACUGCUGUUUUAACGCACCUCGUUCAAUGUAGAAUAUGAUCUUAUUAUCAAAUGGGAAUUCGGAAUUCUUUUAUAUAUGUAGAUAUGUCAAUUACAUUGCUCCAAAAAUUAUUAAAUUAACAAUUUGAAGUUCCUUUGGGUGCUAUAUAAAAUUGAAUAAUUUUUUUAUUUUUUUUAGUUUUAGCAUUUUUUAUUAAGUACACUGACGAGCGCGAAAAUCGCAAUGAAAAGCUUUUAAGUUACAGUAGCCAUAUUUACUGAGAUCAUGUUGUUUUUUAGUGCUUUAAGUAGAUUUUUAUGUUGAAGAAGAAAAUCCAAAUGCGGGCAUUUUCACUUGAAUUAAAAAAUGUAAUUAAUUAAUUUCUAAUUUUCCCUACGCUCUUUAAAACAUACACGGUUCGCUUUCCCUUUCGAAUUUUCUCAUCUGCUUCUGCGCUUAGCUUUUUAGUUCUAAAGCUCAGGCAGAAUAGAGCGUUUCUAAUAUGACAAGGAAUUCAACAUCACUAUUUUCAUUGCCGCUACUGUAGGCAAUAUGUUGUUUGUGGUAAACGCGUUCCUUGUGUUUUUAUGAAAAAAUUAUGUUAAAUCGAUUGAUGACGAAUGUGUUCGGAGAUAAACCCAAUUGAAUUGUAAACCAAACAAUUAAAACAUUUUUUGUAAUUUUUAUUUAUUGCCGUUGUUGUUUUAUUGAAAUGACAAAACAAUUGGGAACAAUUAGUAAACCACUCAUCAACUCAGCCAUGUCAUUUAAAAGUCAUUAGGGCAAGUAAUUUCGCAGCGUAACGAGUUCCAGCGAAGAGGCUUGUCUGUCUGGGUCAGGUGGGCGAUGACUUGGACAAGUGUAAAAUUACUACUGACAAAUGGUAUUGAAGAGCAUUGACUAAAGUGGAGCAACGAAAAAAUUCCCAUAAUACAAUAGUAUCGUCGUAAUAAAUGGCACAACGAUUGCAAUGCAACAUGCUGUGUCUUUUCAUCUGUUGCAUGCUUAUCGGCUACUCGUGGCAGUACUGUUACCAGCUGAAAAUACUGAGCUUUCGCAGCACCGACACGCCCGAUUACCGACUUGUCAUGGACUGGCAGAAGAAUAUGACUUUAACCGCGUCGACGUACGUCCGAAAAGCAGUCGCAACGCCGACCUGGCACCUCCAACUGCUCCAAUUGAACACCAAACGCAAUCAGCUGGGCAAAAUCGAGCCGCCGAAGUCGCUCUACAACGCCACCUAUAAGACGUGUGAGUUUUGGAAGUAUGUGAAGCGCAUACGGGUCUUCAACAAUGUGGCACAGCAGCUGCUCUCCAAGAGUGGUGGCAACAUGAGCCUAGACUGCCCCUUAUCGGUGGGCACGUAUGUCUUCAAAAAUAUACACGUGCCACCUGACACCGGCAUGCUGAAGUUCAUGUACUGGCCCAACACGAUCUACACACUGCUCGGCACGGUCUACGAUCAGCGGCCGAACAAGACUUUGGAGAAAUUAUGCCACUACGAGAUCAACGGCACUGUUAUCAAGUCGUGUUAAAUACCAUAUUGUUUCGGAGUAUCCCAGAAAACCAGUUAACUGUAAAAAAAGCAUUGAAAAACUUGCACUUCUUCGUCGAGUUAGUUUAAAGUCUUCCGAAAAUAAGCAAAUUUGAGUCUUUGGAA
This is a messenger RNA of Bactrocera neohumeralis, 2921 nucleotides long. RefSeq lists its product as uncharacterized. Lineage: Eukaryota; Metazoa; Arthropoda; Insecta; Diptera; Tephritidae. The coding region runs from base 2215 to 2796 and encodes 193 amino acids. The transcript has 2 exons. The record is from RefSeq and is a predicted model, not a curated record.